Gossypium raimondii (Peruvian cotton) is the source of this 774-nucleotide messenger RNA. Its product is annotated as RING-H2 finger protein ATL29. The transcript has a single exon. Lineage: Eukaryota; Viridiplantae; Streptophyta; Magnoliopsida; Malvales; Malvaceae. Bases 1 to 774 code for a protein of 257 amino acids. The record is from RefSeq and is a predicted model, not a curated record.
AUGUCGACAAGUUCCACUUCUAAUGAACCAUCCUCCUCCUCAUCAAAGUACAGCCAGCCAGCACCUAUAAUUAUAACAAUAGUUUUCCUUGUUGCGGUCAUUGGUUUUUUCACAGCAUACUUAUGUAGGUAUUUCCUGAAAAAUGUUCUUGCUAUCUGGAAUUAUGGGCGUAACCCUUCAGCUGCUACAGCUGCUACAGAAGGUGGUGCAGAUAUGAGUGAUGGUCUUGAUCCUGAAUUAAUACAAGCUUUCCCUACAUUUUAUUAUUCCAGUGUCAAAGACUUUUGUCCCCAAAAGUAUAGUCUAGAAUGCGCUAUUUGCUUGGCAGAGUUUAGUGACGGUGACAUGCUUCGAUUUUUAACUAUUUGUUGCCAUGUUUUCCACCAAGAAUGCAUUGAUCAUUGGCUUGAAUCACAUAAAACAUGCCCAGUUUGUCGUCAAGAGUUAGAUGUGACUAGUAAAUCAAUAGUAAAUGUAAGUUCACUACAAGAUUCUGUUUGCAUUGAAGUUUCAGAAGAUAUAAAUAACAAAGUUGAUGGUGUAGAAGAUGCACAAUGCUCUUUGAAUUCGAAAGAACAACAUGAUAAAAAACAUGAGAGCAUAGAAAGAUAUUUAAGGUCACAUUCAACGGGACAUUCCAUAACCAUAGAAGAAGAGGAGAAUAAACAUACAUUGAGACUGCCUGACAAUGUAAGAAUAAAGAUUGUAAGGCGACAUAAAUCUGAAGGAAGUUAUAUUGCUUUUGGUGAAUUUACAAGCUGCGAGGAGACAUAG